AUGAUGUCAGACAGAUCAUGUGAUCGGGCCGGACCGGAGCCAUCGGGCAGCUCAGGAACCUGACAGAGAACAGGGAGGAGGAGGAGGGUUAGAAAGGAGAAGAGACGUCCCGGUGGAGACCGUCCCCUGAUAUGAUCGUAACUGCUCUGUUGCCAUUCCUGAAAGGAUAGGAAAAACAAGUUUCUUGGAUUUUUUUUGUGUGAAAACAGACUGUUUCUUGAUUGUUUUUAAACAUGGCUAAUAGGGGCGGAGCCACCAGACCCAAUGGACCAAAUGCUGGAAAUAAAAUCUGUCAGUUCAAGCUUGUCCUUUUAGGAGAGUCAGCUGUUGGAAAAUCCAGCUUAGUUCUACGCUUUGUAAAAGGACAGUUCCAUGAGUUCCAAGAAAGCACAAUUGGAGCUGCUUUUCUUACCCAGACUGUCUGUCUCGAUGACACAACAGUAAAAUUUGAAAUUUGGGAUACAGCUGGUCAAGAAAGAUAUCAUAGUCUUGCUCCGAUGUACUACAGAGGAGCCCAAGCUGCAAUAGUUGUAUAUGACAUCACAAAUGAGGAAUCAUUUGCACGAGCAAAGAACUGGGUGAAAGAACUGCAAAGGCAAGCAAGUCCCAACAUUGUGAUAGCUUUAUCUGGUAACAAGGCUGAUCUGGCCUCCAAAAGGGCUGUAGAUUUCCAGGAAGCACAGGCCUAUGCAGAUGAUAACAGCUUGCUGUUCAUGGAGACAUCUGCCAAGACGUCAGUGAAUGUUAAUGAAAUAUUCAUGGCAAUAGCCAAAAAACUUCCCAAGACUGAACCUCAGACUGCAGGGGGUAACACCAUCAGAGGAAGAGGAGUAGACCUUACUGAAGCUGCACAACCUAGCAAAAGUCAAUGUUGUAGUAACUAAGUCUUCAUGUACUAUAACCUGUAUUGAUAUUAUCUUGCUUCCUGUUAAUAACAAUCAAAUGUUUAACCCUUUAUUGGUCUUGAGCCAUGGAGCCGUUCAGCGCAAUGCGUCGCAAGUCCCUCUGGCAAUGAAACACAUUAACUUGGCACAGUGAAAUUUAUUUGAAGAGACAUUUGAUGGAGUCUCAUUCCUAAUACAGAGUUGUUUUACUGCUGAAACUGAUUUUUAACAUGCAUGCAUUACUUUCUCAAAGCUGAUAACUGUCUGAUUGGAAGAAUACACUGAUUAUGUAUAUUAAAAAGAAGAGAGAAAAAAGGAAUUGUUUAAUGAUCAUUAUAGAAAAUGGGUCUUGGAAAUAAUUGUUAUUUUAACACUUUCUGCAGUGUUGCUGGCUUUCCGGUUUCAUAGAAUUUAAUGGUUGAUAAUAAUAGGCUGGUUAUUGUCCAUAAACUAAGGAGGAACUUUUAAACUUGUUCUGAAUAGAUGUUUUAAUGCUAAUACAAGUACGGUGUAAAAACUGUUUUCAGCUUCUUCACAGUAUUCAAAAGAAAUUAUCGUCCUAACCCAUAUAUACAUUCCAUGUCCUAAUUUAUAGUUGUUCUGAAACUUAUUUUUCAUAUGCAAAAAACAAAUCAUCAUAACAAUGGUUGCUUGCACUUUUUUCCAUUUUGUCUUGGGCAUAAGCUUUAUUUUAUUUCAUGAACGAAUAAUCCAAAUCAUGUUAAAUGAAAAUUAAUUAUAUUAAAGGUGAUUUCAGAUUUGUUUCCCUUAAUGGAACACAGUGCUCUAAUACCACUUUCUGCUUUUGUAUGAUUUCAUUCAUCUUUGCCCACUACAAAUUAUAAAGUAUCCAAUGUUAUAACAAUCAUGUGUACUCCAUUUAGUCAUCUUAAAAUUGGAUGGUAAAAUUGUAUUGUAAAUAGGGUACUGAAUUGUAGUCUACAUUUAUGUUUAAUAUGUUCUGUUACUUGUAAGAUUUGGUUAAAACUGUACAGUUACUAAAUUGAUGAAAUAAAAAAAAAACUAAUGGUUUUCCUCUA
Molecule: messenger RNA, 1924 nt
Organism: Bombina bombina (fire-bellied toad)
Lineage: Eukaryota; Metazoa; Chordata; Amphibia; Anura; Bombinatoridae
Gene: RAB5A
Product: RAB5A, member RAS oncogene family
Exons: 6
Coding region: 234-884 (216 amino acids)
Molecular function (GO): GTP binding; GTPase activity
Source: RefSeq, a predicted model, not a curated record